AUGACGUCCGUCUCCCCGCCUCCUAUACAACAUCGCACAGCAGCACAGCAGGAGGCCACUCAGAACACAUUCUACCCUUACUCCGAGAACCAGGUUCCCAUUGACCACAAGCUGGAGGCAUGGUGUCCUUCGGCUGAUCUAAUCGCCCUCGUCAACAAUGACAACAAGCUGGAACUCUAUCGCCUGUCCUGGAGAAUUCAUUGGUCGGUCACCGUCACAGCACCAGCUCCUUCAAACAGUUCGCGCCCAGGAUCUCACACUGCUUGGAGCCGUCUCGGAGGAGCACCACAGCAUCAGCGGAUGGGUGCUGCUCCUGCAAAAGUCGUAUCGCUUACCUGGCGUCCAGAUGGCAAGGCUAUUGCGGUUGGUCUUGCUGAAGGUGGAGUCAACAUAUACGACUAUCGGGACGGGUCCCUCAUUUCUAGUAUUCAGCCUCCAAGCUCAGGCAGUAACACCCAAAAAUCGACUCUCAAGGCGCUUCCAAUGCUUUCGCCCAUCCCUCCAACAAGCGCGCAGCAACAAUUGAUGGAGAGAACAAUGUUCAACAAGAACUUUUUGGGUGGCGCAGGAGCAGGAGGUGCCAAGUCAGGGCCGAGUCCAGAAGAAAGUUGCAGUGUUUUGGAUGAAGAGACCAGUCCUAUCAUGAACGGCGGACUUGACAUACUGACAGCAGAUGUCCAACUAGACUUGUCAGAGAUCAAUAUUAUCGCCCGUGGAACUCAUGCCAAGGAUGAAUCGGGAUUGGUGCCUUCUCAACAACUGCUGCAAGUCACUCUCAACUCCAGCUUGCUCGACAACCAUUCUCAGGAGAUUCGCAUGCUUGGGUUACACAAGCGUCCUAUAAAGAACUUGCUGCAAUACCUCAAUGAUGGGCUGCAGGUCAUGAAGACCGACUAUAAAAAAAUCAGCAUGAUGGCCGAGGAUUGUGUUGAGAGCCUUCAAAAGUCUCUGACAUCAAACGAUAUAAUGACGACUCCGACGUACGAGUUUAUCCAGAUGCUUCUGACAGGACGCCCAAGUGAGAGUAUGGGACAGUAUUUGCAGCAGGACCUCAACACACACGAUCUCAAGCGCUGGGAUAAGUCUGUUAGGGCCGCAUACAAGAAUCUUCAGCGUGUCGCAUUCGAGUGUCUUUUGCCUGCUUGCGAGAGGCUUUUGGUCAUCCUGACCGAGCAGUAUGGCCCUCUGCGAUUGGACGAGGCGCUUGUUUACAACUGCAUCAUCAUCGUGGGCGACUUUAUGGGCGUGAUUGAGGGACUCUUCCAGGCAAUCAAGGUCGAAAUGAAGCAGUUUUCAGAGUUUGAAAACUGGCUUGAGCAAGUUCUCGAGAAACUACAUCCGCCUGCCAGAGGACCAGACGACCCUGCCGAUGAAGGGCAAAAAGACUUUCCACCUGUCGAUGUCAAGGGAGUUUCACAAUAUUUGAAAGCGGGACUCACCAAUAACUGCCUCGAGCGCUUUUUCCAGGAGGCAGUCGAAGCUUCAGCAAUUAAUGGCGAUCAGGAAGCUGGGGUAUACAACGCGACCCCGACGUAUCCCAUCGUAUACUCUUUCUCAGAUGAACUGCGCGCAGCCUCGGCAUUGAAGGACACCAACUUGGACAUUCAAUCCCCGCCACAAACGAAAACGACCAACCCCUUUGCAGGUGUCGCCAUUGCUGCGGCUAUGUCUGGUCGAGGCUUUGGAUCGUUGCCUCCCAAGAAGUCUCCUUCUGUCACUCUCUUUACAAAGUCAUCAGCUUCGACAGUUCAGUUCUCCAAAUCUCAGCCCAACGAAGUGCCCGUAUCCCCGUCACAUAAACCGCCGACACCGUUGACUAUUGAACGACACUUGGGGCUGAUGACGAUGCAGUGCCACGCAAUCUUUGAUGGUCCGCAAAAGGCGCUUGGUGAAAGCAUGAAGGUUACGCAUGUGGUAGAUGUACUGGGAUAUGGUCCAACAGUCAGUGGCGACAUCAUAAUGGAGAACGCGGAUAGCACGGAUACUCAGAUGGUCCCCAAGUUUGCAACACGAUACUGCUACAAUGUAAGAAUGCCGCAGAUAUAUGUUUGCAGAUGCUUGUCUAUGAGGCGAAGUUUGAAUUGA
Molecule: messenger RNA, 2085 nt
Organism: Linnemannia hyalina
Lineage: Eukaryota; Fungi; Mortierellomycota; Mortierellomycetes; Mortierellales; Mortierellaceae
Source: the annotation of a GenBank genome assembly